AGGUAUAUUGAAACGUAAUCUUCGAAGGUAAGGGAUGAAAUGCAUCAUAACAAACCAGCAGACGGUUUCAGAUGUUGGAGAAACGGGUCUCAAGGGCAAAGUUCUCGUCUCGGAACAAGACGAUGUCGGUUUUGUUGUCUAUGAUGUUCAUCUAGUGAAAGAUCAAGUGAUAGAAUUAAAACCAUACAAAAUUGGAUAUAACCACACCUACUACGUCAUGCGCGGGGUUGCCGUUGCUGCGUCGCCUUAUGGUGAGGAGGUCCAGCUUGGUGCCGAUGAUGUUCUUGCGCUUAAUGCGGAGACAAUUACAACGAUCAAGGUGAAAGAGGACAUUCGAUUAUCUAUCGGAUAUGUCCCAUGCGCACCGGAUCAGACACCUGGUCGUUUUAUAGUUCGGCGUCUUGAUGAUAUUGUAGGUACUCCCAAGAAUGUAUUUUGGCAACGAGGCUACAGCAGACGACUUUUUGUAAAAGCAGACGGCUUCAAUAUUGGAAUUACCAACACGACUCUUUUCCCCAAUUUCAGGUCUCCGCUUUAUUACCCAAACCACGUGGAGGCUGUGCUCAUGUUCAAAGGCUCUGGGAAAUACAUAUGGAAUGGAGGUGAAGAGUCCCAAGAAUUUGAUGAAGAGAAACACGAUGGUACAAUGAUCCUUAUCGACAGGCAUGAGCAACAUGAUGUCGAAUUGUAUGAUAAAGGAGCAGAAGCUAUAUGUUACUUCUUCCCUGCGUUGCUAGGCCACGAAACGCAUGAUUUCACAAAGGGAGACGACAACAAAUAUUCAGCUUAUGGUAAUUGACAAACAAUUUGAAUAAAUUAAUUCAGCAUAAAUAACUAAUAGAGUAAUUGAGAUAUUCGACAUAUGGCAAUUAGCACAGGAUUGGGACGACCUAUAUUCAGCAAAUGGUAAUCUACAAAAAAAUGAUUGAGGGAAUCUAUACUCAGCAUAUACUGUAUAGUACUCGUAACAGAGUAACAAUUGAACAAGAUAUUCAGCAAAUAAUAACUGAGUGACCAUUGAUUGAGAUAUUCAAAAUACGGUAAUUAAUAAACGAUUAAGAUGACUUACAUUCAGCAUAUGGUAAUGGAGUGGGAAAUAAUUGGGACAAUCUAUAUUUAGCAGUUGUUAAUCGAGUAAGAUUUGAUUGGGUGUCAAGUGAUUGAUAUAUUCAGAAUAUGGUAAUUGAGUAACAAGUGACUGAUAUAUUCAGAAUAUGGUAAUUGAGUAACUAGUGAUUGAGAUAUCCAGAAUAUGGUAAUCGAGUAACUAGUGAUUGAGAUAUUCAGA
Molecule: messenger RNA, 1288 nt
Organism: Owenia fusiformis
Lineage: Eukaryota; Metazoa; Annelida; Polychaeta; Sabellida; Oweniidae
Source: the annotation of a GenBank genome assembly